Wickerhamiella sorbophila is the source of this 1617-nucleotide messenger RNA. RefSeq names its product putative 4-coumarate--CoA ligase 2. Gene Ontology annotation, biological process: secondary metabolic process. Lineage: Eukaryota; Fungi; Ascomycota; Dipodascomycetes; Dipodascales; Trichomonascaceae. The transcript has a single exon. Gene Ontology annotation, molecular function: CoA-ligase activity. The record is from RefSeq and is a predicted model, not a curated record. Bases 1 to 1617 code for a protein of 538 amino acids.
AUGAUCGUAUAUCGCUCUCCGUUGCCUGAUAUAUAUGUCCCCAAGGCCAAUUGUGUGGCCCAUUACUUUGAGUCCCCACACCUCGCCCAGUUCCCGAACACCGUAGUCAUGCUUGACUCUUACACGGGUGAGCAGCUCACUGCUUCUGAGCUUCACACCGCAGCACGUCGCUAUAUGGCUCUUUUGGCGCGUCGUUACCGUGUUGUUAAAGGCGACGUUGUCAGUAUUUUCACUAGCAAUUCGAUAUACUUGCAGCCCGUCCAUUUCGGAAUCGUGGGUUUAGGGGGUAUCAUCUGCCCGGCCAACGCCAAUUACACGGUCAGUGAGCUCGCCUACCAACUCAAAAUGACCUCAACCAAGCUGAUUGUAUGCACUGUCAAAAACAUCUCAAUCACCCGCCGGGCGAUCGCUGAAGCGGGCACCAAAACCCGCGUUCUGACUUUGGAGCAGGCCAUCUCCGAUAUCAAACGGCUGCUAGCAGACGAAAGCGCGCUUGAGUUCGACCCUGUUCAGCUCAAUGAUCGCAUUCAUCCUGCUUAUCUGUGCUUUUCUUCAGGAACCACUGGUCUUCCCAAGGCCGUGCAAAUCACGCAUCGCAAUCUAAAUGCCCAGAUUCGACAGCUGGCUGGAACAGGUGGUAGACUGUUUCAAUGUCGCACGCGUACCGUGGCCUUGCUGCCUUUCAGCCACAGUUAUGGUCUUGUUUCCUAUUUAUGGGCCAUGCCUUAUUUGGCUCAGACUAUGGUGGUGUUUGAUGGCUUUGAUUUCGAGCACCUGCUCAAAAGCAUCUGUGAAUAUGACGUUGGCUAUUUCGCUGCGGUGCCCCCUAUGGUACUCAUGUUGGCAAAAUCACCUUUGGUCGACAAGUAUCCGGUUGGCAAACACCUCAAAGUCGUUGUUAGCGGAGCAGCACCCCUUGCAGCUUCGACCCUGAAGUUGUGUCGGGAGAGACUGCCUGAGGUUGUGUUUAACCAGACCUAUGGUUUGACCGAAGUCUCUCCUUACUCCCAUAUGGUCGGAUACAUGUCUCGUCACAUGUAUAACAAUUCAAUUGGUUGGCUUAUCCCUAAUAUGAGAGCCCGGCUUGUUGAUCCAGAGACGCUGACGGAUGUUCCGCCCGGGCAGCCUGGUGAGCUAUGGCUGCGCGGUCCAAAUGUUAUGCUGGGCUAUUAUAAAAACCCAGAGGCCAACAAUGCAGCCUUCCAUGAAGGCUGGCUACGCACUGGCGACGUUGCCAGAAUCGACGAGACAGGCCAGUAUUUCAUCGUUGACCGCCUCAAGGAGCUGAUCAAGUCAAAGGGCCACCAGGUGGCACCUGCAGAGCUCGAAGGGAUUCUACUUACCCACGAGCACGUUAUAGAGGCUGCAGUCAUUGGGGUUCUUGACGAAACCGAAACAACCGAGAACCCUCGAGCCUUUUUGGUCCUACGUCCAGAAGCCGACGUCGAGCAAAUCCUAUCUUGGUUCAACUCACUCGUUUCUAAACACAAACGACUCUGGGGCGGUAUUGUCAUUGUUGACCAGAUCCCGAAGUCUGUGAGCGGCAAAAUCAUUCGUCGAACUUUGCGGGCGCGCAAAAACGAUACAGUUUACACCCCAGUCGAUGCCAAGCUCUAA